Molecule: messenger RNA, 2321 nt
Organism: Oncorhynchus keta (chum salmon)
Lineage: Eukaryota; Metazoa; Chordata; Actinopteri; Salmoniformes; Salmonidae
Product: complement C1q tumor necrosis factor-related protein 4-like
Exons: 2
Coding region: 188-1276 (362 amino acids)
Molecular function (GO): protein binding
Source: RefSeq, a predicted model, not a curated record
GAGGAGCCCCUUUAUCACUCCCAUAUCCUCCAGUGAGUGUGUAUAUAUAUGUGGGUGUGCUGCUUACACAGCCUCCCAGACAGCAGCAGCAGGUUGAUACACACAAAGACAGUUCCUGGUGCAGAAGCUCUUUUGGAGAACUUUGAGCAUUUCUCUCCUACAGCACAGUCUACUACACAGAGGAAAGAUGACUACACCAACUAGCCGUCUCCUGAUUGGCCUGAUGUGUCAGGUAACCUGCACGUGGGCCUUCGCUCGCCUGCCCGAGGAUGCAGAACUGCGUUCUGCCUUUUCAGUGGCACGCACCAGCAGCAUGGAGGGUGGACCAAAGAUGGUGGUGACCUUUGACAAGGAGUAUGUUAACAUCGGUGGGGACUUUGAUCCAAAGGCAGGCAUGUUCCGCUGCCGCAUCCCCGGAGCAUACUACUUCUCCUUCACAGUGGGGAAGUUCCCCAGUCGUGACCUGUCAGUCAUGCUAAUGAAGAACAGGAAUGAGGUGCAGGCAAUUGUGUAUGAUGAGAAUGCGGGAGAGGAGCGUAAGGUGCAGAGCCAAAGCGCCAUGCUGCAGCUGGACUUUGGUGACACAGUCUGGCUCCGCCUUCACGGUGAUCCCCGCUAUGCCAUCUACAGCAACACAGGUCACUACACCACCUUUAACGGCUACCUAAUCUACCCUGACACCUACACCUUCCAAAACCGCAAGCACGAGGACUCAACUCCCAUGUAUGGAAACGAGGCGAAUGCCAAUGACCACACCCUAACAGACCAGGAUGGGCUGGGAGAAAGGGACAACGUAGAGAAGAGAGAGGAGGUAGAGGAUAAAGAGGAGGACCAGAGGUCAGCCUUCUCCGUUGGCCGCACUCAGAGCAUCGUAGGGGUGGACCAGGGCUUCACAGAACACCGUCCUAUCUCCUUUGACACAGACUUUGUCAACAUCGGCGCUGACUUUAACGUCACCGAAGGUGUAUUCACCUGCCGUAUUCCAGGAGCCUACUUCUUCUCCUUCAAUGCUGGCAAGCUUCCCCACAAAACCCUGUCAAUCAAGCUGAUGAAGAACCACCUGGAGGUGCAGGCCAUGAUCUACGAUGACAGUGACACUGAGAAGGCUCUGCAGAGCCAAAGUCUGAUGCUGUCUCUGCGCCGUGGGGAUAUCGUCUGGCUUUAUAGCCACCAGCGCGAUGGCUUUGGAGCAUACAGCAACCAUGCCAAGUAUAUAACCUUCACUGGCUUCCUGGUCUAUCCAGAAAUACAAAAACUAGCCACCAAUCAGCAGUAACAGCAGAGCCGGAAGCCAUAAGGGACAGUGUCAAGAACACAGUUGGCUGUGGACCUACUACACUCAAUUAUUCUAUGUCCAGCUAAUUCUUUCAAUGGGUUUACUUUGUCAAACUCCAACUUGCAGUCUUGAAUUAAUGAAGAUGUUACUACAUACUAGCAUUUUUGCUAUUUUCAGGAUAUGAUGUCUCAGUUAAUACUUAUCUGGAUUUUUUAUCAAUGUCUUGAAAGGCAUUGUCAAAUAAUGGGGACACUUGUUUUGUGUCACAUUUAGUAUUUUUCCUUCAUUUUAGAGUGAGUUUCUGAUAAGGCCAGUGUCGGAUCACAAUGAAAUAAAAUGGCAUUUUGAACCAAAAACCAUGACCAACACUUAGAAUAAAUGUCCUGUUACAGUGCAGGGCUGUCCAUUGGACCAAUACAGGCACCAUACUCAUCCUUGUUGUAGCUUGAAAUCUGCUAGUUUUGGACCUCGGGGCACCAGGCUCAUAAUUGGAUUUCUAACUUAGCAGAGUUUAAUUUAUUUCCUCAGCUGGUGACCGCUGUGGAGAAAAUUGAAUUGCCUAUAUCAUCCCUUAUGAUAAACGUGCCGGUUUAAUUCACACACCCCGAGAGAGAAAAAUGCUCUUAAAAUUGUGCCAGGCUUCAGCAAAUUACAGUCUGUUUGAGAGGUCAUUUAAACAACAUAUAAAAAAUAGCAUAUAGUCCAAUUAUAAUGUUAAUUUUACUCUCCAGCAAAUACUGUAUUUUGAUUCUCCAUGUCACACCCUGAUCUGUUUCACCUGUUUUAUGCUUGUCUCCCCCCCCCUCCCCCCACCAGGUCUCUCCCAUUUGUCCCCAUUAUCCCCUGUGUAUUUAUACAAGUGUUCUCUGUUUGUCUGUUGCCAGUUAGUCUUGUCAGUGUGUUUUUCCCUGUUUGAGUCGCUGUUUUCUAGUCUUCCCGGUUCUGACUGCUCUGACCCUGCCUGCCGUUCUGUACCUCAUUGACUCUGCCCUGGAUUACUGACCUCUACCUGCCCCCUUGUAUAAUAAAUAUUAUGAGAACUGUA